Zophobas morio is the source of this 1157-nucleotide messenger RNA. Its product is annotated as aldo-keto reductase family 1 member B1-like. The transcript has 4 exons. Gene Ontology annotation, cellular component: cytosol. NCBI's taxonomy places the organism in Eukaryota, Metazoa, Arthropoda, Insecta, Coleoptera, Tenebrionidae. Gene Ontology annotation, molecular function: aldose reductase (NADPH) activity. Bases 106 to 1062 code for a protein of 318 amino acids. The record is from RefSeq and is a predicted model, not a curated record.
ACGAUGUAGUUUUGCACAUUUAGUAGUUAGUGUGUCGGUAGUGCGAUCAACAGUACAGUAAUAACAAGCGUUAAUCAUUCUAACAUUGUAUAACAACUUUGAAAAAUGGUGAAGGUUCCAACAGUAAAAUUCAACAACGGCCAAACUUUUCCUAUUUUUGGAUUAGGAACUUGGAAGUCGAAACCAGGUGAGGUGACACAAGCCGUGAAAGAUGCCAUCGACAUCGGCUACCGCCACAUCGAUUGUGCUUAUGCUUACGUCAACGAAAAAGAAGUAGGUGCAGCAAUCAAGGCAAAAAUUGCUGAAGGUGUGGUAAAACGUGAAGACCUUUUCGUCACCAGCAAACUAUGGAAUACGUUCCAUCGACCCGACUUGGUCGAGAAAAACCUAAAACUUACCCUUAGUGACCUGGGACUCGAAUAUCUCGACCUGUAUCUUAUUCACUGGCCGUUUGCAUUGAAGGAAGAAGGCGACAUGUUCCCUGUUGACGCAUCCGGCCAAACAGCAUACAGCGACGUAGACUACGUCGACACUUGGAAAGCUAUGGAAGCUGUUGCCAAAAAAGGUCUAACUAAAUCCAUUGGUAUCUCCAAUUUCAACAAACGACAAAUCGAGCGACUGCUGCAAAACGCUACCAUCGUACCAGCAACCAACCAGAUCGAGUGUCACCCAUACCUAACCCAACUGAAGCUAACAGAGUACUGCAAAUCCCAAGGUAUUCUCAUCACUGCCUACAGUCCUCUUGGUUCGCCGGAUAGACCUUGGGCUCAACCUGGAGAUCCGCAACUUUUGGACGACGAAAAGAUCAAGAAGAUUGCCCAGAAGUAUAAGAAGACUCCAGCACAAGUGGUUUUGAAAUACCAGGUGCAAAGAGGACACAUUACCAUUCCCAAAUCCGUCACGAAGUCCAGAAUUAAGGAGAAUUUUGAUAUUUGGGACUUUAAUUUGACUGCUGACGAUAUCGCAUUGAUCAAUACUUUUGACUGUAAUGGAAGAAUUUGCCCAUACACUGAUGCUUUCAGCCACAAAGAUCAUCCUUUCUCCCAUGGAGAUGAAUAUUAAUGGAGGCACAAGUGAUUGAUGGAUUCACCACCGCACUUUAUGAAUGUUAUUUUUUUGAAGAUUUGUUUGAAAUAUACUUAAUUUCUUGAGUGUUA